Molecule: messenger RNA, 1350 nt
Organism: Balaenoptera ricei (Rice's whale)
Lineage: Eukaryota; Metazoa; Chordata; Mammalia; Artiodactyla; Balaenopteridae
Gene: TBX20
Product: T-box transcription factor 20
Exons: 8
Coding region: 1-1350 (449 amino acids)
Biological process (GO): vasculogenesis; positive regulation of DNA-templated transcription; regulation of transcription by RNA polymerase II
Cellular component (GO): nucleus
Molecular function (GO): DNA-binding transcription factor activity, RNA polymerase II-specific; RNA polymerase II cis-regulatory region sequence-specific DNA binding
Source: RefSeq, a predicted model, not a curated record
AUGGAGUUCACGGCGUCGCCCAAGCCCCAGCUUUCCUCCAGGGCCAACGCCUUCUCCAUCGCCGCGCUGAUGUCGAGCGGCGGCUCCAAAGAGAAGGAAGCUACGGAGAACACUAUCAAACCACUGGAACAAUUUGUCGAGAAGUCGUCCUGCGCUCAGCCCCUGGGCGAGCUGACCAGCCUAGAUGCUCACGGGGAGUUUGCUGGCAGCGUCACGGGCAACAGCAGCCCAUCCUCCUCCUCUCUGUGCACUGAGCCGCUGAUCCCCACCACCCCUAUCAUCCCCAGCGAGGAAAUGGCCAAAAUUGCCUGCAGCCUGGAGACCAAGGAGCUCUGGGACAAAUUCCACGAGCUGGGCACGGAGAUGAUCAUCACCAAGUCUGGCAGGAGGAUGUUUCCUACCAUCCGUGUGUCCUUUUCCGGAGUGGAUUCUGAGGCCAAGUACAUAGUACUGAUGGACAUCGUCCCUGUGGACAACAAGAGGUACCGCUAUGCCUACCACCGGUCCUCCUGGCUGGUGGCUGGCAAGGCGGACCCUCCGCUGCCAGCCAGGCUGUAUGUACAUCCAGACUCUCCUUUUACUGGUGAGCAGCUACUUAAACAGAUGGUGUCGUUUGAAAAGGUGAAACUCACCAACAAUGAACUGGAUCAACAUGGCCAUAUAAUUUUGAACUCAAUGCAUAAGUACCAGCCACGGGUGCACAUCAUUAAGAAGAAAGACCACACAGCAUCAUUACUCAAUCUGAAGUCUGAAGAAUUCAGAACAUUCAUCUUUCCAGAAACAGUUUUUACGGCGGUCACUGCCUACCAGAAUCAACUGAUAACCAAGCUGAAAAUAGAUAGUAACCCUUUUGCCAAAGGAUUCCGGGACUCCUCCAGGCUCACUGACAUUGAGAGGGAAAGUGUGGAGAGCCUGAUUCAGAAACACUCCUAUGCCCGCUCACCCAUCCGUACCUACGGAGGAGAAGAGGAUGUGCUGGGUGAUGAGGUUCAGACGACACAGAAUCGAGGAUCAGCCUUUACAACAUCUGAUAAUUUGUCUCUCAGUUCCUGGGUAUCAUCUUCAUCCAGUUUUCCUGGAUUUCAGCACCCACAGUCCCUGACUGCUCUUGGCACCAGCACAGCAUCCAUAGCGACACCCAUUCCUCACCCUAUACAGGGCUCUCUGCCACCAUAUAGCCGACUUGGGAUGCCUCUAACCCCAUCGGCCAUUGCCAGCUCCAUGCAGGGGAGUGGCCCGACAUUCCCCUCAUUCCACAUGCCCCGGUAUCAUCACUACUUUCAGCAGGGGCCCUAUGCUGCUAUCCAAGGACUGCGCCAUUCCUCUGCUGUGAUGACGCCAUUUGUAUGA